Messenger RNA from Xyrichtys novacula (pearly razorfish), 34902 nucleotides. Lineage: Eukaryota; Metazoa; Chordata; Actinopteri; Labriformes; Labridae. The record is from the annotation of a GenBank genome assembly.
UGUUUCACACAUGCUAUCAACACAUUGCAUGUUGCAGGAUCCUAGCAUUUCCACAACAUGGGGAGACUAAGUGAAAUCUAGCUUGCUGUAAUGAGAAUAAAAUAACAUUUAACACAGUUUCUUUCUUAUUUGUUUAGGAUAAGCUGCCAAAAUGGUGAAGGAGCAGUUCAGAGAGACAGAUGUGGCCAAAAAAAUGUGAGUAAAACCAGCAAGCUAGUUAGCUCACCGGCUAGAUAGUGUCAGUGUUAUUUUACAGAUUAAUUUAUAUGAACAAUUUCUUUUUAACAGAGGUUAAUAUUAAAGAUUUUGCAGGGGCUUUGUUGAAAUUUUACAUAUCUUAAGGGUUUUAUAGUAAAUAAGAUGCUUUUAUGUGGCUAACAUUAGCUGAUCACUCCUGUUACAUGAAGACGUGUCAGUCAAAGUCAGUAAUAAAUCCGAUCAGAGUCAAAUACACGUCGACAAAGUUAUAAUCAACCAGGAUAUCAUUAACAUAAAUCUAUUAUAAUACAAAAUUAGUCAUUUCUUAAUUAUAUCACGUGCUUUGCUGCCAUGUGAUCAACCUUUUGGAUCUGCAAAAAUCAGACUUUCCCUUUUAAUGUGUGAAAUGAACCACUGUAAACAUGUAAAGUUGUUUUAUUUAAUUUGAAUAUUCAUACAAACUGUGUCAUUGUGUACCUCUUACAUGACUGACCCAAUUGAGUGAUGUGUUUCUGUUCAAUGAUUGCUUACAGAAGCCACAUCUGUUUUGGGAUGAAAUCAGCCGAGCAGAUGCGUCAGCAGGCCCACAUCCAGGUGGUCAGUAAGAACCUGUACAGCCAAGACACCAAACACUCUCCUCUGCCCUAUGGAGUGUUGGAUCACCGUAUGGUAAGACAUGGACACACAUUAACUCUUUCCCUCAAUCAAAACUUGUUUACCUUUUACCUAUCUAUUCCCUGGGGUGGGACACAACAUUAAUUCAGCAUCAUAUGGUCAUUGAAGGGAUAUUCCGCACCUAACAGCACCUAACUUCAUCAACAGCACAUAUAGGGUCCCAGCCACAGCACGAGCCACCAAACAUCUUUUUUAGCUUUGUCUAAUUUCUUUAACAAAGAAACUAAACACAACUCACCUACUCUCUUCCAGCCGCCGCUUGUUUGUAGAGAGACCGCGGGCCAGUCCAUUACGGACUACAGCGGGGUGACGCAGCUCAAGGAAGAACAUUUAUGGUCAUUUCUUCAUGGAAAUGCAAUCAAACCGAGACACUAAGGCAGAAGAACUUUUGCGUCUGCAGUGCAAAAUGAUUAAUAUGGUGAUUAUUACUUUAAGGACAUGAUAAAGAAAUGACCAUAAAUGUUCUUCCUUGGGCUGCGUCACCUUGCAGCAGUCAGUUUGGACUUGCUGGAGGUCUCUGUACUAACAAGCGGCCGCUGGAAGAGAGUAGGUGAGUCGUGUUUAGUCUCUUUGCUAAAGAAAUUAGGCAAAACUAAAAAGAUGUUUGGUGGCUAGUGCUGUGGCUGGGGCCCUAUAUGUACUGUUGAUGAAGUUAGGUGCUGUUCUGAGCAUUAUUUGUGGCUAUAGAGUGGCGCUUUGGUCAAGUGUGUGGUUACUGAGACCGCCGUGUUUUGCUAUCGUGCGGUCAUUACUAAAGUUGGUAUAACUAGAGAAGCAAGCGGUCGGCAACAUUCAUCUCUCGACGGGGUGUCUAACUCAGUGUUUGACCCUAACUUAAUUUUAUGCUGGAAUAUCCCUUUAAAUGAUCAUUUUAUGGUUGCUGCCAAGAUAGUAAUAUUUAAAGGUAUAGUAUGUAAAAAUGGGGUUGUAUCAUUAUAUCUAACAGUCACAUUCUAGGGUAUAAUACCUCUACCAAGUUUGUGCUGCUAAAUAUUACAAAAUAUAUACACUGUACCUUAACUUCUAAGAAAAUAAAACACUACUCAGAUUUCUGUUGCAAUUUGAUUCACUAGCUCACUACCUUAUGAUUAUCUGAGGUGGUUGUGAUUACAUUUAUCCCACAUCCUACCUCAGAAAGCAUUGUGUAUCCUUCAGUCAUCAGCAGGCUUAUUUCUCUGCCAUCAUAUGUCUAACAGGGCACCAGUGAGAAAGACAGACCCUGUUUGACGUGCGGGAAGAAUUUAGCAGAUUGUUUGGGACAUUAUGGCUACUUGGACCUGGAGCUGCCGUGUUUUCAUGUUGGCUAUUUCAAAGCCAUCAUAGGGAUCUUACAGGUAAGUGAACAAGAAGAAUUAAAACGGUGCAUUAUAAAAUUUAAAUUCUCAAAGUGUAAAAACAAAUGCAAGUGACUCUUAAAAGUGUUUACUUAAAAUAGUCAUUUGAAGACAAAAUGUGAGCAUGAAAACCGAGCUUCAUUUUUAUCAUGUUUCCUUUAGGUGUCAGUAGAACAUCAAAAUUAGAACAGCUGGAAAGACACACUUUGAGAGUUGUGUGUGUUUUAUCUGAUUAACUACUUUUAAUGUAUGAAUAAGCAAAAGUAAGAUAUAGAUAAGCUCUCAAGGAUCUAAACAAAAGCAUCUUUACACAUGUUCCUUCAUUGAAAUGUAUAAUUAUGCCAUCUUUCCAGAUGAUUUGUAAGACAUGUUCGAGCAUCAUGCUGUCAAAAGAGGAGAAACUGCAGUUCACGGAUCAUUUGAAGCGCCCCAACCUGGCCUAUCUCCAAAAGCGGGGGCUGAAGAAGAAGAUCUCUGAGAAAUGUCGCAAAAGGACAAUCUGUCUGAGCUGUUCUGCCUUCAAUGGUGAGAAGAGACAUUUAAAUGUUUGAUAUUAACUUUGUUUUGAGCAAGACAUCGUAAUCUGAUACUUGGCGGGGGAAAAAAUCACACAUUUAAUGUGUCGGUGUGACUCCUCAGGUCCAGUGAAAAAGUGCGGCCUGCUGAAGAUCAUCCAUGAGAAGUAUAAGACGACCAAGAAGGUGGUGGAUCCUUUUGUGUCCGAGUUCAUGCAGUCCUUUGAUACGGCCACCGAACACAACAAAGUGAUCGAGCCUCUGCUGACAAGAGCUCAGGUAAUUUGUGUGCUGUAAAAACUGUCUUCUCGAGUCGCCAUGUUGUGGUAUGCAGCUUAUUAGCCAUUACAGGCUGAGAAGACAUAAAUGAAAUAAAUACAUGAAUGACUUUUUCCAAGUCAGGAGGAGAAAGAAAAGACCAGAUUUUAAUCAAGGCAGGACUGCAUAAUUACGGUCACCUGGGUGUCAAAUAUGACUCAUAGGUUGUGGGCCUCUUUGCCAACAUUAUUAGAUACGACACCAAGACUAGAAGAUAGAUUAUUCAAAUAGCUACAACUGGGGGUUACGGGAGUAAUGACAGUAACAUCAGAUUUUUAAUAACUCAGCAGGAAAUUCUCAGACAUCCAGUUCUUGAUUUCAGUCAAAUAGGACAUAAUUUGAGACGCAUCAGUGGUGCGUAGACCUGAGUGUCAUCUGCAUAGUAGUGAAAGUCUAUACCAUACCUAUGCAGUGUUUGCCAAGGGGGAGCGAGUAUACAGUAAUAAUAAUUAUAAUAAUAACUUUAUUUUUAUGGCAGUUUUAAAAACAGAAGUUUACAAAGUGCUUUGAUAAACAGUCGUAAAGCACAGAACAUCAGCACACGGAAAUAAAAACAAAUAAAAAACAAAAAGCUCAGUUAAAAACAAGACCUCUGAAUUGAAGACCAAUUUCAUUUGUCAUAAGGAACCCAGACAAUACAAGGACCCUACAACAUAAAAUGAGACCAUGAGGACCAAAAUAAAAACAUAAAAUAGGUAAGAAAAAUAUGUAAUAAUAAAAGAGGAGUAGAAAGCAGGAAACAGGAUAGUAAAUAUAAAAAGACGAUAUUAUUAAUGAUAAUAAAAUCAUAACACAAUAGUUUUCAUGGUAAUAGAAACAAAAAUGAGCAGGAAAAAACAAUAAAAGGCCUAAAAGGUUAAAUAGGAAAAGAUUAUAAGUAAAACUAAGGCUAAAAAGACAGUAAGUCAAGAUAAGAUAGAGAUAAAAGAAAAUACGGCAUCACAUAGGAGCAAGUCUGUACAAGUGAGUAAAUAGAAGGGGACCCAAGAUAGACCCCUGGGGUACCCCACAUGAGAAAGGAGGACAGGAGGAGGCGGUGUUUAUAAACACUACAGAAAAUUACCUGCUUGACAGAUAGGAAAUGAUUCAAUCCAACAGAUUAUUUCAAACUGAACUGAGAGGAUGGCUUAAGUCCAUUCCAGCUCUGUUGCAGAGUUACAGUGUGUUAAAAGCUACAGCUUACCUAACGGCAUUUAGUGGCCACCACAACCUAAACAUCACCACCUUCAGCAGAGUUAGGCCCAUGAUGCCCCAACCAGCAUUAUUUCCACCCCGUUACCAUCUUGCCCAUACUCUCUCCAUACAUCCCCAAUUUUUCCUUUUUAAUAAGAUGUUUGAUGAAGUUAUGAAUGCUUUAACUUUCCAUCCUUGUGUUUCAGCUCCUGCUACUUAAUCUGCAUAUUUAGGUGUCUUACCUCAUAUCCUUGAGCCACCAUGUCCUAUCAAAUACACUAACUGCCAACUUACAGCCCGCAACACUCUGUGAGGCUUCAAACUAUCAGGUUACCUUUUUCCCCAUGCGCACUCUCUGGCUGCCUGUUCCUUGAAAUUGCUAUUUCUCACCAACCGGGCACAAUGGGCCCCCCUUCUACUGACCUGUUAAAGGCAUUAGGGUGAUGGGAGGACAUCCCAAGUGGACCUUUAUUAAAAUUUUAAUACAGCCAUCCUCCACACUCCACAGGUCCCUCUUCUCUACACUUUCCUGAUUUAUCCACUGUCCCCACUUAGCCUCUGCCACGACCAUUUACAUAAUACUAGAAUUAUUCAGACACUUAGCACUUAGCAGUGUUAGCAGUUAGUUUUUUCUCAUUUUGUCUCCGAUAUCGCUCCCUUUCCAGGAGAACCUCAACCCCCUGGUGGUGCUGAACUUGUUCAAGAGGAUUCCUCAAGAAGACGUCCCCCUGCUGCUGAUGAACCCCGAGGCCGGCAAACCAGCCGAUCUCAUCCUCACCCGCCUCCUGGUGCCUCCUCUCUGCAUACGACCCUCUGUGGUUAGCGACCUGAAGUCUGGCACCAACGAGGACGACCUGACGAUGAAACUCACUGAGAUCAUCUUUCUCAAUGACGUCAUCAAAAAGGUUGGCGUCUAUUAUUGGCUCUGGCUUUUUUGUUUUUUCUUUAAAUCUCUUUUCCUGCAGGGACUCAUAAGACUUGGAUCUUGUUUUUUAAUAAAAAGCGAUCUGAGUCAUACAUAUUGAUCUGUCCUGUGUUAUAAGAAAAGGGAACUAUGAAUGAUUUAUACUUCUGCUGCCGUCAGCUUGAAAAAUCGAAAACUUUCAAAGCAAAAUCUGUCAAGGCCGAGAAACUGUGUCCUCAAAUCUUCUAUACUUUUUUGUAAACUAACGUCUUGUUAUCGUCUGAUGACUGCCCAGACCUCUGAAAAUCAUCACUGUCUAAUGCGCUCUGUCUCAUUCAGCAUCGUAUGACAGGGGCGAAGACUCAGAUGAUCAUGGAGGACUGGGACUUCCUCCAGCUGCAGUGUGCUCUUUACAUCAACAGCGAGCUCUCUGGAAUUCCUCUCAACAUGGCGCCAAAGAAAUGGACCAGAGGCUUUGUGCAGAGACUCAAGGGAAAGCAAGGUAUAGCAGUGUGUAUUAAAUCUGUGGCACCUCAUUCUGCCUUUCAUCGGGUUUUCUCUUUUGAGUUUGUGGAUUUUUUUUUGUCAUUUUGGAACAUAAUUAAUAGGGUCUCAAAUUCCCCCAGAUACUCACACUGAUAAAAAUACGCCUUCCUGCCAACUUCACACAAAAUCUGCUCCUCUGCCUUUUGGUUUUUGGAAAUACACUGCAAAAACAGCCCUACUAGAAAGAAGCAAAAUAUUCUUCUUUUCAAUCAAAUAAUCUUGCAUCAAGCAAAAAAAUCUGCUAAUAGGGUAAGUUUUUUUUCGCUUGACAAGAAUUCUCAAAAUAAGAACAAAUUUCUUGGCCCUGACAGACUCAAAUGAAAUUUAUAACUAGACAGAAAAUCUUAUAUUAAUCUAAUUUUUUCUACAGCAAGCAAUGAAAAAUGAAGAUUAAGUUACUUAAAAUUAGAAUUUUAGUCUCUUGAAUGAAUGAACUUCAAAUAAGACAUAAUUUCUUAAAACAGCAUUGCAAAUAUAAGUGAUGUUGUCUUAAAUCAGUGGUUCUCAAGUCCAGUCCUCGAGGCCCACACCUGAUUCAAAUGAUCAGCUCGUUAUCAAGCCAUUCCAGAGCUUGAUAACGAGCUGAUCAUUUGAAUCAGGUGUGGGCCUCGAGGACUGGACUUGAGAACCACUGUCUUAAAUCAAGAUACUAAAACAAUCUCAUUAAAUAUAUAUUUUGUUCUUUGUUGUUCUUUGUUGUUUUGCAGUUUUCAUCUGGUCAUUGUAUUCUGUUGUCUGUUGUACAGACUAGCCUACUUACAUCUUUAUAUGUCUGAUAAUAUAUGAGGCAGCAGAUUCUGUCAGGAUCAGAUGACCUGCAGUGGAAAUCUUAAUUAAAAAACAAUCAACUGUUCUUGUUUUAUGGCAUUCUUACAUUGAGAAGUUGUACAUAUGUCCUAUUUUUAAAAUGAGACGAAUCAUCUUGUUGCUCCGCUGGAUUUUAUUGUAAAACAUGAACUUAAAACAUUCAAAUUAGAUAAUUUUCUAAUGCUAAACAUGCUUGAAAAGAUUAUUAUUCUUCUUGCACAAAAAAUAAGACGUAUUUCCUAAAUACAAGGCUGUUUUCCUUUCUUGAAAUUCCUUUUUUUGCAGCGUAGAGCUGAGUGUUGGAAAGGAUCUGAGGAUACUUGCUGUAUAAUAAAAUCAAAACCCUUUAAUCCAGCUUGGUAGAUCAGUAUCAUAUAAACUGUUAAAACAAUUAUCCCUGUUUUAAAACAUACAAGUCAUAGACACCCAGACGAAGGAACUUUCCUGUUUUGAAUUUUCAGCCUCGACAAAGCGCCGGUACAGAGAAAACCCCAUUUCAAAGGCCACUUAGCAGUAUCUAAGAGCCUAUUGAGGAGAAAAGAGUACAAAGUGCUUCUGAAAUGUUUCAUUGUUGCUCAGAAGUCUGAAGAAGUGUGUGAAGAUGUUUGUAUCUGCUGCGAAUCUGACAUCUGUCAUUGUUAGAUUUGCUCUUUAUGUGGAUGUUUUAGAGGCGUUUCUGUGUGUCGGUCCUUGUGCAGAGCUCACAGCCGACAGUCCUCACGUCAGGGUAAAGAGAAAACCUAAUGGGAUCUCUGGUCUGCAACGGAUGCAUAUGUCGCUCGUAGAGAAGCCAAAAGGACUUAAUAAAAACAUCAGUGCAGUUUUAAAGAGUUAGUGAGACGUUCAGACAGAGGAUGAAGAGCAGCAGCAGCAUACAAAUAAAUCCAAGCUUCUUCCUGCGUUUGCUUGCAGAGCUGCGAAAAGGUUUUGAACGCUUUCGAGUGUAACCCUGGAGAAACAAUCAAAAAAUAAUUUCUGAUUAAUUUUUACAAACAGCACUCACUCUCCAAGCUCUUUUUUUCUUUCACGUGGUCUCUACAGUAAAGGAGGGUGAAUUACGGUGAAAACAAAUCUUGCAUUACUUGACUGUACAACUGUACGAGUACUUUUGUAGUACAUCUGUUUUAUAAAACUAAUUAAUCAGGUUUCUCAUCCUUGCAAACCCACUCACUGGUGUUGGAGGAAUUCAAAAAUGAUCUUUGUGUUAAUUUUGCUUCACAUCAAGAAAAUCAUCUUUUUAUGUAGACUAUUUACUUUAGUAGUUACCUUUGAGGAGAAGAGUGAGUGACUUCUGUUUCAAACUCAGGUCGAUUCAGAGGAAACCUCUCAGGAAAAAGAGUGGACUUCUCCGGGAGAACCGUCAUCUCCCCGGACCCGAACCUGAGGAUCGACGAGGUGGCCGUCCCCGUGCAUGUGGCCAAAAUUCUGACAUACCCAGAGAAGGUAACCACCGCUGCAAGAUGACGAUAAUCUGUACGGUAGUCUGCUCUCCCUCAGAACUGUUGACUUUUUAUGCUGUAUUGAAGGUGAACAAAGCCAACCUGGAGCUCAUGAGGAAACUCGUCCGGAACGGUCCUGAAGUACACCCCGGAGCGAACUUUAUCCAGAACCGACACACCCAGAUCAAAAGGUGAAGCUGUGCUGCUCCUGAUUUAAAUAAUAACUGAUGUAGUUCCCACUUGAUGUUAAAAAUCCCUUCUCCUGUCAGGUUUCUGAAAUAUGGAAACCGUGAGAAGAUCGCUCAGGAGCUGAGGUUCGGUGAUGUGGUGGAGAGGCACUUGAUAGACGGAGACAUCGUCCUCUUCAAUCGACAGCCGUCUCUUCACAAACUCAGCAUCAUGGCCCACAUUGUAAGUGUUGUUCGAUAGAUACCCAUCUGAAAAAAUUUAACGUGUGUUUUAGCUUCUAAACCAAGGUAACUUUGUUUGGAUUUUAUCUUAAAAUGAAUAGAUGUAAGACCUGAAGUUUAAGUGGGUUCAGUUCUUAAAAUCCUCCUCAGUCAGCACAAGGACAAGAAGGUUUCCCCCUUUUUCUAUUGACAAGAAAGAAAACCUCGAACCAAAGCAGACUAAUAAUUUUUACCUAUUUAAUUUUUUGUCUUCAUUAACUUUGAUUAUGUUCCAAACAAAAGUGCUUCACUAGUUUUAUAGUGUUUUAUAUUUUUUAUCAAACCCACAGGCCAGGGUCAAACCCCACAGGACAUUCCGUUUCAACGAGUGCGUGUGCACCCCGUACAACGCCGACUUCGACGGGGACGAAAUGAACCUCCAUCUACCUCAGACUGAAGAGGCCAAAGCCGAGGCCCUCGUCCUCAUGGGGGUUCGUAUCCUCACAACAUAAGUGAUGGGAACAGUAGUCGCUCAACUAUCUGUGCGAAUGUUUCCAUGGUGAAACGGGGUCUGCAGUAACAGCGUUGUUCUUUGAAAAUUGUCCGCACUUAGACACAAAUUGUGAUCUUUUCUUCUAGACAAAGGCUAAUCUUGUCACUCCGAGAAAUGGCGAACCUCUGAUUGCUGCUAUUCAGGACUUUUUGACAGGUCAGUGCUUUAUGCUAGGCUACCUUUCGUAGUGUUGUUUUUUUUCAUACUGCAGGAGCUCCUGGUGCUUUGAGUGGCAAGAAUGUAAUUAUCAAUGAUUGAUUAGAGGUGAAGUGAAGUGAUGGCUAUUAGUGCAGCGGGUUCUUUGCGGUGGAACACUUGUACAGCACAGGCAAGGUAUGACUAAAGUUCAUGGAAACCGUUCAGGAAAUGCUGUAAUGAAACAAAACACGACGUUUCUGAUCAAUGUUCCUCUUUGAAUGAUUUCUCGGUUUCCCAGGAGCCUACCUCUUGACCUUGAAGGACACCUUCUUUGACAGAGCCAAAGCUUGUCAGAUUGUCGCGUCCAUUCUGGUGGGCAAAGAUGAGAAGGUUAAAAUCUCUCUGCCCCAUCCAGCUAUCAUGAAGGUAAGGUCGUCUAAAUCCUCAGUACUGAGAUUUAUCUUUUUUCAUAACCAGGUUAAAUCCAGGUCUUCUCUUGCUCUGGUUUUGAAAAUCUGGUUGUUCAUUUCUCAAACUUUCUUGCAUGAAUUUGAAUUUCUGCUGUAGCCCAUGGCUCUGUGGACGGGCAAACAGAUCUUCAGCCUCAUCCUGAAGCCGAACAAAGACUGUCCAGUCAAUGCAAACCUGCGAACCAAAGGCAAACAGUACUGCGGGAAAGGAGAGGACCUCUGCCACAACGACUCUUGUAAGUUUGUUAAACAUCUUGAUUCGUAAAUCAGUAUGAAAUGAAAUAGUAUGGAAGUAAUUUGAUCAGUUUCCAGGUCUUUAAAAAGUACGGUGAAUGAAAAAUUAAGUAUGGAAAAAUGUUUAGGUUUCCAGACUAUUACCACAGGAAAAAAAAAUACUGUUUUCUAAAAUAGAAAAAUAGAUAUUUCCAAAAAUAAUUCUGAAAAGUAGGGUAUGGAAAAGUAUGGAAAUUCCAUUUGUGUAGGAAACCUGAUAAAUCACAGGAAAAAUGGUCAGUCAGAAUCAUGAAGGAAACUUGUCUUGGACUGUGGUGUCCGUGGCUCAGAUGCUCGAUCAGAUGCUCUUUUAUACAGACACGGGUUUUUAAUGACCUUGCUGACGUGUUUCGACGUGCUGGCAGCAGUCUUCCUUAGAGCGUCACGUGACGUUUGUGUGACGCGUCUUAAAACAGCUGAUGUUUACGAAGGCGUGACCUUUCCGCCAGUUUGACAGAUCAUGUCAGCAAGGUAAUUAAAACACCCGUGUCUGUAUAAAAGGACAUCCGAUCGUAAUUUAUCAAAAAAGACACAAUGAACCUAAUCCAAGGAAUACAUAUAGAACAUUAGUACACAUCCACACGAGUAUUCGAGCAUCAAACAUCAAUGUGCAAAUAUUGGUGACCUGAUUGUUAGGAUAUUCAAAAGAAGGGACAUAUAAAAUUAAAGGUUAAGACAACUAAAUGUCAAAUACAAUAAAAUUUGAAAGUAUAAAAGGCGAGUACUAUGACCACAAGACGAAAAAGACUAAAAAAGACUAAAAAGACCACCAGACAAACAGUGUAAGAAUAAGAUAAAGUGCAUGGGUACCAAAAAUAAAUGAAAAUAAUUGAAUUGUUAAAAAUAGUUCACUAGAAAAGCACUCAGAGAGCACAGACCUCUGCCAAGCAGCUCAUGUCCCCCCUUAUAUUGUGAUUCACACCAAAACUUUUACUGUUACGUGUCUUUUAUUAACGUUUGUUUGUGUUUAAACUGGUAUGUUCACUGUUCAUAAUGUUCCUAAAAAAAGAAAUGCCCUGACCGGGAUUUAAACUCUUCUGGUUGUGAGGCGAAAGUGCUAACCACUACACCACUGUGCUGCCUACCUACACCACUCUGCCGCCCAUUGCUUGGAUCACAGUAUCCGGAAUUUUGUCCGGAUCACCACCAAAAUUAAAUGGGAUUUAAUCCUCCUCCUGUGGUGAAAAUUUCAGGUCAAUCCGUCUGUUACUUUCUCUGUAAAGUUGCCAACAGACAAACAAACUCACAAACAAACAAACCAACGCUACCGAAAACAUAACCUCCUUGGCGGAGGUACUAAAGAUAGAUCACACUCGGACAUCACAGAUCACUCUGCGGCAGCUGAGAAAACACAGACAUACAUAUGUUUGACUUUAAUCCAUUAAAGAGGCCAGCAGUCAUUUUGAUUUUUAAUGGAUUUUUAUGCCUGAGCUACAUGGAAGAACAUGAUCCUAUUACCGCACACAUGUACAACCAUAUAUCAAAGCCUGUACUUAAUUGAAAUUUGACAGUACUAUUCAUUUUAAAUUAAGUUUUUUAAAUCGACUCCUCUUUCGCAGGAUUUCCCCUCGGCACCAGAUUUAGUUUAGUUUUCCCAGAAGUUGCGUCUGUUUGGCUCUAAAAAACAUUUUCAGUAUCUUAAAGGAAGCAUGUGCGAGUCUUCAUGGGCAUCUGAGGAUACGCUGAGGUUACUGGAAAGCUGGGAGCUUUGCGAGUUCCUGUGCUGCAGUGUUUGAUAUUUCAGAGGAAGUUGGGGAAAAAUAGUGUGAGGAAGCUGAAAGGUAGGAAGGAGGAACGGGGUGUGAAGCCUGUGAAAGUUUAGAAGAACAGGGAUGAGAUGAGGUCUCUGGGGGAGGAGUGUGUGAGCUGAUGAGUUCAGGAUGUGCUGACAUUGAUUGAGGGCUCAGGGUGAAGAACCAUCAAAGAUUUUAUUACAGCAGCUGAUUGUCAUAUAAUAAAUGCAUGGAUCACAAUCAGAGCAGCGGAGAAAGAGAGAGUGAUUAUUCAAUAACUGUUUUCCACCCCUGCUGAAUGUCCUACUGACCCCACUGACCCACCCCACAUGACUCAAAGGCACCACAAUCCGAACCUAAUGGCUUCAAUUUUCCUCUCAUUUUCAGUCGUGGUGAUUCACAACAGUGAGCUCAUGUGCGGCAGCAUGGACAAGGGCACCUUGGGAUCUGGCUCCAAGAACAACAUCUUCUAUAUCCUGCUGAGGGACUGGGGACAGCUGGAGGCUGCGAACGCCAUGUCCCGCCUGGCAAGACUUGCUCCAGUCUUCCUCUGUAGGUGUUCCAAUCACAGAAACAUGUGUCGUCAUCCAUUAUCAGAAUUAUAAAUCUAAAAAACGAUCAAAUAUUGAGUUGAGAUGUUUAUUUUUACCCUCAACUAUCAGCAAACCGGGGCUUCUCAAUUGGAAUUGGCGAUGUGACACCAGGCCAGGGUCUGCUAAAGGCCAAACAUGACCUCCUGGAUGACGGUUACUCCAAGUGUGAUGAAUAUAUCGAAGCCUUAAAGACGGGCAAACUUCAGCAGCAGCCUGGCUGCACGGCAGAGGAGACUCUAGAGGUAGGUGUGAAAGCAAUUAUCCUCUCCGGUUCUCUCUAUGCAGCAGCCGCUUUCUCUAUAACACACUUCAGCCUGAGCUCGGUUUGUUGGAAUCACCUGUUCUAUGCGUCGGAACAGAGGAAGUUCACCGGUUGUGACACAGACCGCUGCGUAUGUUGAAAGCCAGAGGAGGAUAAAAGCCAAGGUUUGAAGUCAGAGAAGUUGAAGUGGAUGUGAUUUUGCGUCUGUGGUUUUCUACAUCCUUUCUGCAGCUGAAACUGAGUCAUGGAGCACUUGUUGCAGUAAUUGAAAUGCCUCUUUCACAAAACAUUUCAUCUGACGCAGACAUAGCUCAGCGCCAAGAACUGCACUUCUAAAUUCUUAACAGACCAACUGCAUACCAAACAUUUCAAAAUGUUUGGUAUCCAGUGUGUUCAUCUUUUAAAAAAAAACAAAUUGACUCUCAGGUGUGUGUUCCAGCUAAGACUUCAAUUAAGAAAACUUUGUGAAAAUCAGACGCAGGAGAAAGACUGUGUAGGCUUUUUUUCAUUCUCAAAACAAGUUCCUUCUUUUGAAAAGUUGGUGUUAUUCACAAAACUUUCAAAGCAGCUCCACAUGCACAUAAGAUCUGCUCUGGAAGGACACCGAACACAAAGAGCUCCGAGGUUGAUAUUUGCUCAUAGCGUUUAAGCUUCGGAGUUAACAAAGGAGACGAGAGUGUCUCGGCCUUUUGCACAUGAUUAAUACUUAAAGUAAAGCUUAAACUUGCCAGUCUCAAAGUGUUGAAUUUUUUCAAAGUCGAUGUUCAAGUGUUGUGUGCGUUUGAUCGACAGGCUCUCAUCCUGAGAGAGUUAUCCGUCAUCAGAGACAGAGCUGGCAGCGCCUGCUUACGUGAACUCGACAAGAGCAACAGCCCUCUGAUCAUGGCUCUGUGCGGCUCCAAAGGUAAGCUCAGAGAUGUUGCUUUUGAUCCACAUCAUUUCAUAUAUAAUUUUAAUUUCAUGCUGUUGCCACGGUUUGGAUUUUCAGUCAAAUUACUCCCGAUCUAAUCUUAUGUAUCAUUAAACUUUUAGAGAGAGCGCGUGAUUUACCUCAGUGUCUUACUCUUGAUGCUUUUCGACUAGUUUCCUCUCUUGGCUACACACGUCUUCGUCCUGUUUUUCAUUCGAUACCAACAUUCAUUACUUUGGUUACUCCAGUUUCUAAAUCUGAUUUGUAUUUAGAGCAAGAAACCCUCUGAAUAAUACAUGUAUGGAGAGGUUAUUGUUGGCUCAUGACAAACAAAAUGCCUGAGGGAGAUGACAGAAUCGGUUUCAUUUUAAUUAAACACGUUCAUCAACAUUAAAAAAUGGCUCAAAAGUCCUUGCAGAAGAUUUUAUCAUGCAGUUUUCUUGCACACUCUCAUCCUAUCGUGAUUUAAGUGUUUAAACGUAAUUCGACAAUAAUAACAGACUGGCUUUUGUAUGUGUUUUGAUGAGCUUAAAUUUACAUUCACAGAGGGACAAGACUGUCUACCGUCUUACAGAUCCUUCAUGACAAACUGGAACUAAAGCCUACAAAAUAUUAUAGAGAUUUACAUUUUUAGGAAAGAGAGACAUUGCUUACAAUAUAAUUUUUAAAAUAUGAAAUAUAACUUUUACAUUGAUUGAAGAGUGAUAUGUUUGAGGACUAUUGGAGAAGUUAGAUUGAGUUUAUCACCACUUCAACCACUCAGAUCAGACUUGAGGUAAAAAUCAGCAGUAGCUUAACUGUAAUUUUGCCACUGUAUUUUUUUUUCUUUUGUCUUUUUUUCUUCUUUUGUCUUCUUUUCAUGUUUCUGUUCUUUACAGCAGUUUGCUUUGAUUUGAAUCGACGUACAACAAAUGAGGAUGUUUAAAACUUGAAUUCCAAAUAAAAAGAAAAUAAUAAAUAAAUAAAUAAAUGAACUAAUUAAUAGAUAGAUAGAUGGAUAAAAAAUGUAACAAUUUGUUAAAAAUGAGAAGAAUAAACAAGCCUGCCUCCUUCAAAAUAAAAGUCUGCGAUUAAACCAUAGAAAGCUCUUUCUGAAUGCGUCAUAUCCUGCUUUUAGUAAAGUAGAACAGCCAUGACAGUCGGAGAUACAUCUACAAACUUAUUUUAGACAGAUGUCUUUCAAAGGUCUGCUGAAUAAUAAGUUAGGCUCCCUGAUAUAUUUUGAAUGCCAGAUCUUUCCUCUUCAUGCUGGGGCGACUGUGAAAGUAGGUUCAUUCUCGCCUGCAGGAGCUCCAGAGAUGUUUGGAUUAUCCUCUGAACUUGUGGCACCUUUGUUACCCUCUCACUACCCUUUGAUUCGUCAGAAAACACCGAGCUUCUGUUCAUACUGUGGACUCUGAUUGCUAUUUUAGAUGUAUUUCAGAAAGUAGUCACAGACGUCAGAUCCAUGUCCUGUAUCAAAACCUUUGCAGACCUUUCUUGGUGAGCGGUACGAGUUUGAACACUGAAAAGUUUCUUUUAUUCAGACUGUGGUGCUCCCUUUCAGCGGCUGUGGUGUUCAGCACAAAGUUAUAUGUUGCAUGAUAGGAAAUAUUCAGAAUAGUUUUCAUAGGAAAAAUAGUUUUCUAUUGUCAAACAGUUACCAACAAUAAAUUGAAGGUUUUGGAGGAAUAAAAAUUACACACAGAAGAAGAAAACCCUGAAUACACAAUCAAUGUAAAAGUUUUACUCUGUGGAUUCAAAUAUUUGAAUAAAGAAAAGUUUCAAGGUUAUUUGUCAUCAUCUAAGAUAUAAAAAAAGAUUAAAAAAAAGGUCAAUAAAGUUCUUCUAACUCAAAAUUAGCAGAGAGGGGGAAGAGAGAAAAAUAUCGAAGCGCCUAGUCACAUAAGAGCUCAGAGUAGGGCUGGGCGAUAUGGCCUCAAACAAAUCUCACGAUAUAUUGAGCAGUUCACUUCGAUAACGAUAAAUGGACGAUAACUAUUCCACAAACUGCUCAUCCCCUGCCACAUUAACUUCGUCUACUUCAGCAGCUCCAACUUUUGAACCGUCCUCCAUUUCCUCACCUGUCUUUACCUCUUUGUUACGGACUGGAUGGGGUGGAGUCACGUCUCUGACAUAGGACAGCGUCUUAAAGGGACAUGAGACCAUAGCCGGUCUCAAUUUUUUGUCAGAAAUUAGUCCGAUUCCUAAAAAUCAGAAAUCAAGUCAGACUGGGGUCUGAGCAUAGACUGCAUUUACUAUGGACAACUUGGUCCCGCCUCCCGCCUAUAUACGGAUUUGAAGCCAAAAAGCUCUCUGUAUUUCAGGGAUUUUUCGUCAUUUCCUGAAACCAGCGCUGCGCAGUAGCAGGAAGCAGAGAAAAUCCUGGAAAUACCAGAGCAAUUCGGCUUCAAAUUUGUACGAUGAUGGAUGGUUACCUACCUGGUAGCUAGACAGUAUUGACUUAGUAGUAGGUAAUUACCUGUUAGUUACCUGGUAAUAAGCAUACCGUAAAAGAAAGCGUUACCGAUUAAUAAAUAAAUGAACAAAUGCAAAACCAUAACAUCAUGAGCACAGGGAUCAUCUCUUCACGGUUGUCUCUAUUACACAGAACACUCUCCAUUGCUGGAUGCUUUGAGUGUGCUCUCAUUGUUGACACUUUUACAGUUAGACACUUGUACUGUCUUAUUAACGUGUGUGUGUAUUUGUGUGUGUAUAUGUGUGUGUAUAUAUACAGGGUCCUUCAUUAAUAUCUCUCAGAUGAUUGCUUGUGUGGGACAGCAGGCUAUAAGUGGCUCCCGAGUGCCUGAUGGUUUUGAGAACCGCUCUCUGCCCCACUUUGAAAAGCACUCAAAGGUGAGUAAUGCAGAGUGUUGGCUUUUUUUUUUUUUUAUUGACUCGCUGUGUGCGUUUCAUUUAUUUCAUUCAGAGGUGAUUUAUUUUCAUGCGCUUAAACGGAGAUUUGUGGCAUUUAGUCGAACUGACUCUGCUGCUCUGAAGCGUGUUCAUGAAUUCUUGAAGUUAUUUCUCAUGGAAUAAAUCCAUCCUUUACCGAACGCUGAGAAAGUGCGUCAGUAGAUUCUUUUGCUUUCUUUUCUCACCUUUGAACAUAGAUUUUCUUUAUAAAUCACUUGAAGGUGAAAUGAAAAAAAAAACUAAUAGGAUAAAAAACACAAAGAGUCAGUAACUACAAUCACAUCUCCCUUGCCUCUUUCAUAACGUCUGAAUUUCCACAGCUGCCCGCUGCCAAAGGCUUUGUUGCAGACAGCUUCUAUGACGGCCUGACUCCCACAGAGUUCUUCUUUCACACCAUGGCCGGGCGAGAAGGUCUGGUGGACACUGCGGUGAAAACUGCAGAGACUGGAUACAUGCAGGUAAUGCCUGAGGUUACUCUCCCCUGCUGUUCACUGUGCUCAUGCUGAUGAUAACACAUGGUGGGAUUGAAGUGUGGGCCCCCGCCGUUUGUACACUGAGUAUGAUUUUUCUUUCAGCCCAGCUACAUGCAAUGUGAUCUGCCGAAGGUUCUCGGUAAUAAGAAAAACAACCUGCAGCUUUUCUUUCAUAACUGAAAAUGAUUUUUUUUUUCUUUUACUUAAGAAAAUACCCUAUUCAAAAAUGAAAGCUGCUGCUUCACACUACUUGUCAUGAAUAUUUACUUAAAGGAGUCUCUGAAGAUGCUAUGGAGUCUUAGAGAGUGAAGUUUAAGAUGAAGGCCUCAAAAAAAUUACUUUGAAAAAAAAACAACUUAAGCUAUGGUAUAAAAAUUAAGGAGUUUAUUAAUGAUCUUGUGUACGCUUCAAACUAGCAUUAGCAUAGAGUCAAGCAGAGGAACAAUUGCCACCUGGGUCUGUGGUGGGACUGCAGGCUAAUGCCACAGUGCUAUAAUGCGCUAUAACACAGUCUACAGUUUGUGAUGUAAUUUAAAGGGGGUUUUAAUGCAUUUUUUCAGAUGCUAUUUUUUUUCUUUUCUGAUUCCUCUUAAAUAGCUUUCCCUGAUUUUAAGAUCAAAAAAAGACUCAAAUUUCUCACAGUGGUGUAUUAAAACAUUGUAAUUUCAGCCUCCGUCUGGAACGCUUCAUUUUGGCUGCUGUCCCUUUAAGGCCCCCCCUUCACAAGCCUACUUUCUUUUGAUUGGCCACCUCUCCUGAGGGCAGAGCUUGUUGUUUUGGCUCCUUUCCCUUGAUUGUGUUCAGUUAGCGGAGUACACAUAAUAAAUCUUGUAUAUGUACCGUGUUUUUCGCACUGUAAGGCGCACCUGAUUAUAAGGCACACCAUCAAUGAACGCGUCUUUUGGCGUCUAUUUUCAUACAUAAGGUGCACCGGAUUAUAAAGCGCAUUAAGCCAAACAAAAGUCAGAUAAGUCAAACUUAGAACUCUGCGAGGCUACGGUUGCUGCAGUGCUCCGACAAGCCAAAAGGAUUUUAAGUGCGCCUUAUAGUGCGAAAAUGAUUAUGUCGAUGGUUAUCCUGCUCCACUGUGGGUGUCACUUCACAUGGUAUUGGACGCAGGCCUUUCCGCUCUCCCAGAAGCACAUGAAGUAAAUCUCGCAGAUAAAUUACAUUCUUGGAUUUUCACGCGUUUGUCCAAGAUUUGAGCAGUUUACAUCUACUAUCUCAGAUUAUGACAAAAUAUGUUCACAUUGUGAUUUGAAACUUUGCAUACAUGGAGUAUGGACGCCAAACUUUGUAACUUUGCAGUUUUUGUUGCAAAUGUGGAAAAGCAUGAUAUCCCCUCUUUAAGUUUCAGUUUAAAAGGCUAGUUAUUUAGUCUCUUUGGAGCAUCCUCAGUCUAAACACAGUCUCAUUUAAAGUCUGUUUACUCAGCACAUGAGUGAUUCUUCAGGUUGGUGCCUGUUGGUGAGUUCACUUCAAUCACGCCCGUCACACAGACUCCCCAACAACCAUUUUUUUUUGUCCCUCCAGAGACGUCUGGUCAAGUCCCUUGAGGAUCUGUGCUCACAGUACGACCUGACUGUGCGCAGCUCCACGGGGGACAUCAUCCAAUUUAUUUAUGGCGGUGACGGUCUGGACCCCGCUGCCAUGGAAGGAAAGGAUGAGCCACUGGAGUUCAAGAGAGUCUUGGACAACAUUCGGGUGAGUUAACUGAGAAGCAGAUUCGCUUGCCCUGGCACUUGCUCUUCUCCUUUUCCUUUUUGCCGUCUGCUGUUAUUCAAUUGUAGAUUUUUCAUUUUUUAAUUUAUUCUCUAUCCUCUUGUUUAGGCUACUCCCAAACAGAUAAAAUCAAAACAGAAGCGAAACCUUCAUGACCAGAGGGUUAUCAGUGCACCUCUUGGAUUAAUUUAGGAGUUCAAGGCUUAUAAGCACAUUAUGUAAAAUAAGGAAAAUCAAUCCGUCAUGUAAACUCGGCUGGAAGAUAAUGAGGGUUGAGAAGAAAAUGAAAAACACUGUAAACCCUGCUUUUCUUCAGCUUCGCGGGAUAUUACAUUAUAUUAAUACAAGAGCUUUGAUUUGGUUUUCAAAACAGAAGCGAAACCUUCAUAACCAGAGGGUUAUCAGUGCACUUCUGGGAUUGAUUAAAGAGUUCGAGGCUCCUCUUGUUUUGCUUUUUUCAGAUUCGAUCAGCGCAUUCGGCAAAAUAAGGAAAAUCAAUCCGUCAUGUAAACUAGGCUGGAAGAUAAUGAGGGUUAAGAAGAAAAUUAAAAACACUGUACUCCCUGCUUUUCUUCAGCUUCAUAGGAUAUUACAUUACAAUAAUACAAGAGCUUUGACUUGGUUUUCACAUUUACAGGUAUUAGUAAAAUUACAUUCAAAUAAUAACUCAGUUAUUUUGUGGUCGGGUUACAGGGCUUGACACUAACUUUUUUCCCAAGGAGCGCAUGUGUUCCUUAGUGGUCGACAUAAGUACUAUUAUUUGAAAUCAAUCUUAGGUCUUUGGUCACAUGACAUGGAAGCUAUUGAAGAAAAUGUUCAAAAUUUGCCUUUUAAAUUUAACACAAAAUUUUUUAGAGGACAAAUUAGAGAAAUAAAGAGGUGUGUCUUAUUGUUUGACCUUAGUACUAUUAUUUGAAAUCAAUUUUAGGUCAUUUGGUCACGUGACAUUUUUGAGAAAAUCAACUGGUAAUUUAUUGAUAGUCCCUUAUUUAACACCUGACGUUGACAGUGAGGGUUCCAAGUAGAUGUAACCGUGCUGCUGUUGCUAUUCCUGGUUUUGGAGAGUGAGAAGACACCAGUAGAUCCACAGUGAAUGUCCGUCGAAUAUCCAACCUAAAACUAACUUCGCUGUGGUAUUUAUAUGAAAAAAAUAUUUGUUGCCUCGGCUGAUUUUUUUUAUGCGCACAUGUGCCCCUAAAUACAUUUUACAAUUCGCACACACCUAUUUUAGUCGCAAAUACGAGUAAAACGGGUAAAACUGUAUCACUGUCGAGCCCUGAGUUAUUUAAGGAAGCGGUCAGGGAUAUCAGUAAAGUCCUGCAAUGCUAGGAUUUAUGGAGGAUGUCAACCAUAAUCCCGUCAUUCAUCAGUCAUUUCUAGUGUUUGUUCAAUCUCUGAGCGAGGCCUCUCCGCAAACACAACCCUGAAAGUUUCUUUGAGUUUGAGCCAGGUUUAACUUUCUGACUUAUUCAUGAGAAUCCAGCACAAUUUUCCAUCAUCAACCAGAACAAUUUAGCAUUUUAAUGACUUUACUCAGGGGAAUUCUGCCCUCUCUGUAUUUCUGAGUAAACAAAUCGAGCAGUCGGCUAUCAGCGUUAAAUGCGUUAAAGUGCUGAGUGUGUAGUUGAUAUCAGCAAAGGGAAGAUUGAUCCCCGAGAUGCUGAGCUCUGCAGGGGGAGAGUCACCGCUGCUGCCGUAGUAAGAUAACAAGGUAGUUUGUCCUCAAUGUUAUGGAAAAUGUCACACCUAAUAGCCAUAAAAUGAGGUUUUAUGAACCACAGCAGAGAGAAAAUAAUUGGUUUGACUUCCUUCUUUAUUAAUUUGUUUAUGGAUUGAUUGUGAGGUUGUUAUUAUCUCUCAAAACAAGCGGUCAGAUCCCACGGUACAAGCAAAUGCAGCGAGUUACAUGCUGACAAUCUCACGAGACGCUCAAUCAAGACUUGGUGUCAUUUGUAAAGCUCUUUAAUACAAAGGGAGUCUCUUAAUGACAAGUCUUGGAUUCAUGAGGUUCUCUUGAAAGUUAAGGAGGUCCUGUUUAAGAUAACGGUUUUCCACAAAGACCUUUCGCCUUUGAGAGAGCUCCUAUCAGUGUGCGUGGGACUUUUAAGAGUCUUGAGAGUUUAAAGGCGGAGGAGAGAAUAGCAGAGGACAGAGAGAUAAGAGGGAAGUUCUUCAAACACUAGAUAAUAGUGACUUAAUUAAACCACACAGGUACAGCCAUGCGGUGAUCACAGUUAUAGUAGAUCUCAUUACAGAUGCGCUUUCAUCUGUCAGGCUGCGCAGGAACUCGAUAACCUCCUGGAAUGAAAGUGAUUGCGACAUCAAGUUUUUUCUUAGAAAAUCUAAUCCUGCUGACUUAAAUUUGUCAUGAAUUGUAAUUUUAGUACAAAUCUUUUUUUUUUUUUUUUGCUUUUUUGCUCCUCACAGGAGCUUUAAAGUGUGACUGCUGUUCAUUCGCUAAAUUUUUUUUUUUUUGGCAACAGUGUUGGACCAAAUCCAAUCUUAAAACCAAAUGAGUUUACUGCCCCUCUGUGCCAGUAACAGAGUUUUUUCUCUUUUUCUUCCAGGCUGUGUACACAUGUCCUGAUGAGCCAGCGCUCAGUCAGAAUGAGCUGAACCUCACUGCAGACUCCAUUAUGAAGAGAGCAGACUUCAUGUGCUGCAGGGACAGCUUCCUGGAGGUAAACUCAUGAGAAAAACUCAGAACGUAAUUUAAAGUUUUUUAUUGAUUGAUUUAAACAAGCACAAAACUCUUCUUACAGCUCAUGAAGGCCGAACAAUAUUUUAAAGGAUGUUUUUAUGUCUUCAUUUAAUUAUUCUGAGAAUUGCUGUUUGAGAAACCUCUACUGUGAUUGCAAUUCAAACGUAGAAAAUAACUAAGGACACAAGCAAGGCUUCAGCUUAUUGUUUAUUUCUCUCCUUCUCAGCUCCAGUCCAUUGAAACCUGAGAAUCUAAUAAUUCAAGGUUGUUACUGAGUCAACUUUCCUCCUUUUUAUAGCAGUGUUUGAUUGAAAAUCUUUAUUGCCAACUUAAUAGUUAGAACAGCUUAACACUACCAUAAAAUGACCUGCAUAUUUCUUAUCUAUCUAUCUAUCUAUCUAUCUAUCUAUCUAUCUAUCUAUCUAUCUAUCUAUCUAUCUAUCUGUCUAUCUAUCUAUCUAUCUGUCUGUCUGUCUGUCUGUCUGUCUGUCUGUCUGUCUGUCUGUCUGUCUGUCUGUAUAAAUACAUUUAUUUAUAUAUACUGGUAUUUUGUAUUACAUAAAGAUAGAUAUUGAGAGAUAGAUAUAGAAAUAUGUAGUUAGAUGUUUACAGAGAUAAAUAUCCAUGUAGGUACAUGUAUUUAUGUAAAUAAAGUGUCACUAUAUAUAUGUAGAUAUGAAUACAGAUAGAUAUCUAAUAGAUAGAUAAUAGAAUCUAUAUGAUUCUUUAUCCAUAUCUCUAUAUAUAUUCUAUAUCUUCUAUAUAUACAUUUAAACAGUAAGAUAUAUAUAUAAAUAUAUAUAUACACAUACGUAUACAUUUUAUAGAUUUAAGUAGGAUUUAAAUACUGAUAUAUAUAUAUGGCAGAGAUAAGUAUUUAUUUCUAUAGAUAAUGAUUUACCACAGGGGGAGCUGAAACUGUCACAAAACAAACGUUCCUAACAGGAGCUUUAACUGAAACUUGAGUUUAUGUGGACACUUCCUGUCGACUGUCUCAUGAGAAAACCAAUGUAGCUGGUGUAUGUUUACCUUUAAACAGGUAUUAAACUCACAACCAUUAAAUGUAUAUAUCUCAAAAAUAAUAGACCACACAGUUUGGGGUCAGUUGGUUUGAAUGUAACCUUUCUUGGUUAAUUUGACAGCUGUUUCUUUUUCUUUUUCUAAGUCAUUAUCAACAAGUGGCAUGCAGCUAUAGUGACACCUCAGAUAAUUGCUCCCAAGAGCCUAUAAAUAGGACACUUGUAUAGGUCUUGUCGUGUCUUUAAUCGCUCCUGACAGUACACAUCACAUGACAGGUUAAAGGUUGUUAUUAGUAACCUGUUUAUAUACUUAUUGACGUGUUCAGCAGUAAUAGAUUCGAACCUUUCCUCCCUUUUGUGAAGGAGUUAACUGAAACAGGCGCAGAGAAGUACCUGGAGGUAUAGUGUCAGAGCAUGCUGGAGUGUGCUGUGUGUCAGCACGGUGUGUGUCACAAAAAGUCAGAGCUGAUCAGUAACAUGUUCAAUAACCUCAGUGUUUCUGGGAGAAAUCAAAGCAAUGUGGAUAGACUCGAGCUUUAACAUCUGACUGCUGUCUCUGAAGUCAUGCUGAAUGCUCAGUGUUGUACUUGAAUAUUGGAGAGUCUUUUGCUGCAAUAUAUAACAACUGCAUGAUUGUGCAUUAUAUGUCAAGUCUGGUCACACUUCAGUGUUUUUCUCAAAUUUUAUAAUAAGACUUUUGGGUUUUUGGAAACUUUUCUCCUCCCUCGAUUUUAGGAGAUAAAGAAAUUCAUCAAGAGCAUCUCAGAAAGGAUUAAGAAGACCAGAGACAAGUAUGGCAUCAACGAUAACGGCACAAGCGAGGUAGAAACCACCCAUGCUGCAAACACGGAGCUAUAUCUAAAUGAGUUUCUCUGUAUCUAAUGAUUUGUCUGGUUACUUUGUAUUGCAGCCAAAAGUCCUCUAUCAGCUGGACCGUAUAACCCCGACCCAGUUGGAGAAGUUCCUUGAAACCUGCAGAGACAAGUAUAUGAGGUAUUAACCCACAUUCCUCUUUUAUUCUGAAGCAAAAGAAAAGAACAGUCAAGAUUUGCAGCAACUUCCUACAUAUGCUCUUGUUUUUGACAGUUUGGAGCAUGAUCAGGAACUUUACAAGACAAGGCAGUGUCUGCUUUCAGUCUUUGUUGUCCGUGUAGCCGUGGGCAUCAAGCUGCAGGACUGGUUGUUAGCUUGAGCGUGGGUUGGUGUUUGCCACACACACACAUACACACAGAGCAAAGAGGCGUUCAAUUAAGAAACACAAGUUCUAGCGCAGAGUUGUGGGCAUUUUUUGUGCUAUGCAAAGAAGCAGUCACAAAUAAACUCGUUCACUUCCAGUCUCUUUCUCUGCGCUCCAGUUGUUCCACACUUUGAAGAGUGCAUUCGAGAGACAGGUGCAGAGGAGUUGUAAAGUCCCACUCGUUAUAGCCUUGAGGCCUGUGUGACACCGGCACAGCUGCUCCCAGACAAAUACAUGUGGGUGAUCCUCAAACCUCAAGUCCAAACUGACUUUUUUUGUCUUCUUGUUUCUUGUCUUCAGCAACACUGGUGUAAAAAAAAAAAAAAAAAGUCACAUAUUGGCUGAAACUCAACUUUUGUCGCCAUUUGAGUUUGUGUUGUAUUGCUGCAGUAAAAAGUCAACAUCGUAUGUCUCUGGUAAUGGGAAGUGAGGGGAAACACAGGGGGAAGCAGAUGAGGUGUUGAUUGUGCGUCAGAGUUGUUUUAGAUCAAAAACAGUGACAGAUGUUGGAAAUAAUGUUGUAAAAAAAUCACCUCAGAAAUGUGUUUCACUCUACAUCAAUCUGUGCUUCGUAAAAAAUUCAUCACAGGGAUUUCAUUUCAUACUGGGGCGGACAUUUAUGUUUGUACCAAAUGUUACCGCAGUCCGCUCUAAGAAAUCUCACUCUUAACCACAAAUUUCAACCUCAUCACGUACCAACACAGUGUUUGUGAUGGACCAGACUCGAGUCUGUAUCUUAAACUAAAUCUGUUUUCACUUUAGAAAUAACAUCUUUCAAAGCUGACAUUCGCUUUUUAUUGUUUUUUUAUUGCUCAGAUGCUCGACUCAUCUCAGCUUUAUUUAAACAGCACAUUUGUGACGCACAGGCAUUUUUCCCCCCUUUUUUUCUUUGCAUACAAUGCAGCUUUUGAGGACCUAAAAAGAAAAUAAAGAAACAAGUAAAGAGGAAAACUGAGGGGUCUUUAUUGGGUAGCCUUAAGGACUGGAACAAGAGGAGGGUUUAUUUGUGUGAAGAUGCAUCCAUGAAUGUCUAAUUGUGUAACUGUGCAUGUCGGGUUAAUGAGUUCAACAAGAAUGAAGAACCGAGUAAGUGCACAAACAGAAUGAUUUUGGCCGCUGUGUUCUUGAAAAGGUUCCUGAAAAUUACCCAAAGUGAGCCGUCAGCCUCGUAGCACCAUGUCGGGGUAAAGUCUUGGUGAGCUCAUGUGAAGAAUGCCACUACAGCGAGAUGUUAUUUUACAAGAGGUGAAUCUCAAGGCAAAAAUACUCUCUAUUACCAAACGCUCUCUGUACAGACUGACUUCAUAUCACAGCAUUCCUCUCUCUGUUCACACCAUCUUAUUAUUUAUACUCUGUUACACAACCAGCCAUUUAGAUUUCAAGAGGAGUGUACUUCAUUGGAUUGAUGCUCUCUUUCAAAGUCCCACUUGAGACAAGUACCCAGUACUGGAGGACUCUGAGUCUGUUUGUAAUCUGCAGUUUUUUUUUUUUUGCUGAAGAAUAUUACCCUGAAAUAUUUGUUGAACUAUUUGUCAUGGCUCUCCUCUCGUCCCGUCCUCUAAAAGACUCAUCCUCUCUGGGAUGAGUUGCCACGCCCAGAUGUUCCUCCAGAAAUAUGUUGCUGCCAUCAAACAAUAAUACAUUUUCAAGUUUAUGAAGUAAAAGAUUUGCAAACUAUCCAGUUCUGUUUUCAUCAACAUUUUACACAGCGUCCUAACUUUUUCGGAGGAGAUCAUACUAACAGAUAAAAAUAAAAGAAAAUCUGUUUUCACCAUGUGCUUUGAUAAUCCUUUGGUUUGAUGGACCCUGAAAUCUUCUUUAUGUACUUACCGUGCAGAGCUCAGAUGGAACCCGGCUCAGCCGUUGGAGCUCUUUGUGCCCAGAGCAUUGGAGAGCCAGGUACUCAGAUGACCCUGAAAACCUUCCACUUCGCCGGUGUAGCCUCCAUGAAUAUCACUCUUGGAGUCCCUCGUAUCAAAGAGAUCAUCAACGCCUCCAAGAAUAUCAGGUACGAUUAUAUAACUCCUCUCUAUCAGUGCUCUCCUGACGUCUCCUCUGUUCCUAGAUGAAGGCGCCUUUAUUAUCUGAUGAAGGUAGCUCUAGGGUUUUCUUUGUAUCUCUUGGAAUACAUUAAAAAUUACUACAACAAACAUGCAUCUCUGUGUUCUCUUGAAUGGAAACAACUCUUAUGCUCCGAGACGUCCUGCUUUGUUUUUCAUAGUUUUGUAGCUCUUCAGGACGGAGAUCACUUUGACAGGGGUGUAAUUUAACAGCUUCAUCUUCCUGUUUGGACACUUAGUAAAAGAGGCUCUGCUGGGCCAUAAAAAUUAGCAUUCGUGUGAGUGAAUACACACUAAAUAUGUUGGGAAUAAUCUAUUAUAUCCUCUCUACAACACUCAGCACCCCUAUAAUUACCGCUCACUUGGAUGUGGAGGACGACGCCGACUUUGCGAGGCUGGUGAAAGGACGCAUUGAGAAAACUCUCCUAGGAGAGGUAUGCUGUGUUUCGACAUGGAUAAAAGGGACUGACCUCGGUUGCUUGUUAGGUGUCGUUGUGUAAACAGUUGAAAUAACCGGCUAUUCAGAAACUGAAAUGUCUUGCUGUCUUCAACAGAUCUCUGAGUACAUUGAAGAAGUCUUCUUACCCGAUGACUGUUUCAUUCUGGUGAAGUUGUCGCUUGAAAGAAUAAGACUUCUGCGUCUGGAGGUAAAGAAGUUUUUAAGUUUGUUUCCAACCUGAGCCGAACUUUGUACUUUUUCUCAUCACUUCUUUGAUAAUUCACCUGAAAUAUUUUUAAAAACAUGGGGACAUCGUCUAUUUAAUUUAUGAAUCUCACCUUAUUUCCACCAACACAAUGGCCAAACCUUAAAUAUAAUUUAAAUUAGCUUUCAUCAGUCGGGGUUCUCAAUCAUUUUGUUUGAGUUUAUUUCCACUUACCUGUGGCUUUACAUCAUGAAAUCCUCAUUAUUAUAACAAACUUUAAAUUUGCUGUAAAUACAAUUUGUCUCUCAUGAAAAUGAAAACGACGUGAUUUAUCAGACAAUUUAAAAGCAAUAAAAGAUUCAGUGACGUUCUUACUUGGUCUGUUAGAAUGACGUAAAUUGUUUUAUUAUUCAAUUUCCAUCCAAAUUAGGAAUAAAUUCAGGGCCUGUGUCCUCUGAAGGCAUAUUUUUGCACUUAAUUUACCCGCAACUUUAAUUUAAGAGUGUUUUUCACUGUUCCUUCUCUUGCUGGGUUACAAAAGAUUCAGCGACGUUCUUACUUGGUCUGCUUGAACACCAGUGAUUAAUGUGACAAUACAGAUGCAUAUCGUUUUAUUAUUCAAUUUCCAUCCAAAUUAGGAAUAAAUUCAGGGCCUGUGUACACUGAAGGCAUAUUUUUGCACUUACUUUACCUGCAACUUUAAUUUCAAAGUACUUUUCAUUGUUAUUUCUCUUGCUAGGUUACAAAAUUUGUACACAGCACCUUCUCCUUCCUUAGUAGUGACUGUUUAGAUUACCCUGUUUGUCUCUUAUUUACUUUUUUUAGUGUAAUGUUAGGAAGAGAAAAGAAAUCAAUAAAUAGUAAUUGCAUCAACGCUUUAGCAGCAGAUAUUCAGUAGUUCUAGAAAUUGUACCCUCAAAAUCAUGAGUAUGGACAGUUUUUCUUCUAAACGAUUGUUGAUAUCAGAAGUCCCGCCUACUUUUUGUUCUGGUUGGUAGGUGAUGGAAAACUAGCAUUAAUUAGCAUGGUGCAAACUGUUUCGACUGGGAACACAGAGUGUAUUUCUGUGCCUUCCCACUGAGCUUUUUUUGGUCUAAAUAGACGUCUAAGUGUAGCCUAGAUGAGGCUACCACAGGUCUAAAAAUAAACGUUUUUUUUAGACAUCUAAAUUUAGACCAAAUUUAGACUAAAUCUAUUUAUUUUGGUGAAGUACUUGGAGAUAAGUUCAGCAACUCACAGUUGCUUUUUGAAAUAAAUAGUUAUCGAAUAAUCAGUUCAAGUGCAACAUCUACACUCUGUCUAAAAAUAUAGAGAAUCUUAAUGGUUGAAAUUAGGUCUAAAAAAAAACUAGACGUCCAAUAGCCGUCUAUUGCUCAGUGGGUUAGAUCAGUGGUUCUCAAAUCCAGUCCUCAAGCCCCUCAGUCCUGCUUGUUUUGGAUGUUUCCCUGCUCCAACACACCUGAUUCAAAUGAUUAGCUCGUUAUCAAGCCAUUACAGAGCUUGAUAACGAGCUGAUCAUUUGAAUCAGGUGUGUUGGAGCAGGGAAACAUCCAAAACAUGCAGGACAGGGGGCCUCAAGGACUGGACUUGAGAACCACUGGGUUAGAUGAUGAGAGUUAAAAUUACUAAACUACAUCAGUUUGCCACAGAGUGCCAGUGCAAAAAUCACUGUCAGUGGACACAGGCCCUUAUUUUGUCCUUUAGUGUUGUGUUGUGUGUACUGUUGUGUCAGUACACACAACACGUAUCCAAGCAGUUUCAGAUCCUUAUUGAUCGGCAGCAGGAGACACACGCUUGACAACAGGGUCAAGGAGUGUAAAAAGCUUUAUUCACGAUUUAGAGCUUUUGUGUCUUUGUGUGAUGAGAAUAAUAAUGACAGCUUUGCUUCUGGUUACCUUCUCCGCAUGCCAGGUCAACGCAGAGACGGUGCGUUACUCCAUCUGCAUGUCAAAGCUGCGAGUGAAACCAGGAGACAUCGCUGUGCACGGUGAGGCGGUCGUAUGUGUGUCUCCACGGGAGAACAGCAAAAGCUCCAUGUACUACGUGCUGCAGUCACUGAAAGAAGAGCUUCCUAAGGUCUGAUAUGUCAAAACACUCAAUCUGUCUUUGUUUGAUACACACACAAAAAAGUGCCUUAACAGCCUUAUAUGGUUAAAUUAUGUAUGUAUUAUCUUUUUUUUUGUUUUUAUUCUGUCUUAUAAAUCAUACUUUGACAACAUGAAGUUUGAAGAAAAGGGGCAUAAUUUCAAAUAAAGAAUUAAUGUCAGUGACGAUAAAUAUGGUCAUUAAAAGUUAGUUGCAAUUCGGAUGAGUGAUGAAACAUUUCUACUAAACUACACAUGUAAAUCGAACUAGUACCUGAUUACGUCAGGGGUGGUAAGAUCACAACAUUUAACUACAGACACGGUUAUCCAUGGACAUGUCGUCAGAAAUAAGAUUUCAGUACCUGAGUUCAAAGCUGGAGAACGAUUCAAAGUCAAAACCUGAGGGCAAACACACGCCUGAGUGUGAGUCGGACUUCAAUCUCGGAUUUGGUGAUGAAAUUAGACUGACAAGGACACCAAAUUAACGUACUUUGUAGAAAGAGUAUCAGGUUAUAGAGAAAACUUUGUCUUGUGUAGUUUCGAGUCUUAAAGUCAGUGAAAUCAUUUGACAGUUUUAAUGAAGACCCUCUACUACUCAAACUAUGAAUAAAGCAUAAUAGGGGGUUAACGGAUAGUUAUCAGCACAGUAUAACUGAAGAUAUGAUUUGCCUAAAUUGAAGUUGAAGUCUAAAUCGCUGUAAUCCAUUUGCUUCUUUUCCUUAAGAGCCUGCUAGUCUGUUGAGAUGAUGCUCCAGAUUUCUAAUAAAUCUGUCGGUCAUGAAAUCUUAGUCCAGGGGCGCCACUGACCUUGUGGUUUAAGCAUGCGCCCCAUGUACAGAGUCUUUCCCGCAGCGAUCAUAGGUUGGACUCCUGAGUCAUUGGGAUUAACUUUGGAUCUUAGUUUGUCUGUUCAACAUCAUUACAUUGAAGUGCUUACAAAUGCUGCAAAACCAAGACUUUUUAUCACUUUACUCUCGCUUUUUAAAAGUUCUCUGUACAAAGCUUUGAAAAGGCUUGUCAAUAUCUUAUCUUUCCCAAAAAUACAACCAUCUGCUGCAGCUAAAAAUGGAGUUCAUCAGUCGCUGCAUUUCAAUUAAAAGUUUCCAUCUGGAUAAAUGUAAAUGAAAAGAUGAGAGAAAACAUCCUUCUCUCUUCCAUGUUUUCAUUAAAUCUACUUUACAAGAUCAAAAAUUUCACCCCCGAGAAGGUCACCCCGCCUCAUUCGGGAUUAAUCUCCCCUGUGACCGCUGACGUCGUUCUCAUUUCUCUGAAGGUGGUGGUUCAAGGAAUACCUGAGGUUGCCCGGGCCGUCAUCCACAUCGACGAGCAGAGCGGCAAGAACAAGUACAAACUCCUGGUGGAGGGCGACAACAUGAGAGCUGUCAUGGCAACGCAUGGAGUGAAUGGAAGCAGGACCACUUCAAACAACACAUACGAGGUAUCAGUAGGUGGAGAUUAGUUGUAGAUGGAGAAGCCAGCAGAGGUGUAAAUUUAACUAGAGCCCUUCAUACGUCCUUGUUAUGAUUGAACAUCCAUUUGAUUAGAUGGCAGAUUCUUCAGCGAAUGUCGUAUGUAUUUUUAGUCACAGCUGAAAUGAAGAUACAUCAACUCAAAUGUCAUUUCUUUCUAGAGAGCUCUUUAAAGGAGAAAAAUAAUAGUGAACACAUCUUAUCAUACCUGACAGAAUUGGCUUAAUACUUGGUCUUAAACGUGUUAUGUCAUACCUGUUAAAUCAGAAUUAUUACUGGGCUCUCUCAGCCGUUCAUGUUCAUUACUGCGGCAAAAAAAGGCGUAAAAGCACAGCGUGUCCAAAAGCCUAAAUAUUAAAAGGGAGUGAUGGAUGUACUUUUUAACAACCUAAUAACCUGAGGAGUACGCUAGAUGAUUAAAGCGCUGUAAAGUGUCACAUGCUUAGAGGAAAGGACUUAAUCAUGAUGAUAAAGGUUAGUUAAAAUUCUGUUCAAAAAUUUUAAUAUAUUUUUUAGAUUAAUCCUUCUUUUAAGGGGCUUUCCUGCGUACCUCCCCUUAGUUUUUAUGGCUGUCAACACUAACAUUAAUACAUUCUAAUGACCUGUACAUGUGAAUAAUUUCAUGCAGCUGAAUCCCAUGACUUUCAUGCUUUGUAUGCUAACUAACAAGGAGCUUUAUUUACCCGUACCACCUUAGAUUAAUAAUUUAAUGAUUAUUGCAUAACACAAGGCUAACUCACUGAAGAGAAAGACAGAGCUACAUACACUAUAUAAAAAGGCACCGAACCUCUUUUUUUUUCCCACCGUCUAACAUUAAAUCACAAUAAACUUUUCCUGUUUUUGGUCAAUUAGGAUUAUCAAAAUUAUUUUUAUUUGAUAAAUGCCAGAAAAGUGAGAGAGAGAAUUUUUGAGACAUUUUUUAAUUACUUUCUCAAGAGUCAAAAGUUAACAUACAUUUCAUUCAUUAGUAUUUGUAGGCCGCCUUGCUCGCACAUAACUUUUCAAUUCUGCCCAUAAAUUUUCAAUUGGACUGAGAUCAGUGCUUUGUGAUGGCCACUUCAAAACUUUGACUUUGUUAUCCUUACGCCACUUUGUAACCAGUUUGGCAGUAUGCUUAGGGUCAUUGUCCAUUUGGAAAACCCAUUCACACCCAAGCUUUAACUUCCUGGCUGAUGUCUUUAGAUGUUGCUGAAAUAUUUCCCUAUAAUGUUCUUUCCUCAUGAUGCCAUCUUUUUUGUGCAGUAUACUAGUCCCUCCUGCAGCAAAACAACCCCACAACAUGAUGCUGUCAACCCCAUAUUUCAAAGUCGUGAUGGUUUUCUCAGGCUUGCAAGCUUCCCCUUUUUUCCUCCAAAUGUAACAACGGUCAUUAUGGCCAAAAAAUUCAAUUUCAGUUUCAUCAGACCACAGGACAUGUCUCCAAAAAUUAUGGCCUUUGUCCCUGAGUGCAUUUGCAAAGUCUGCACAUUUCGGACUAAAGCAUGUUCAUCUCAGGGACACAGAACCCGUCUCCUUCCUGAGCGGUAUGAUGUCUGGACAUUCUCUUGGUGUUUAUACUUGCGUACAAUUGUUUGAACAGAUGAAAGUGGCACCUUCAGGCGUCUGGUAAUUGCAUCCAAGAAUGAACCAGACUUGUGUAGGUGCACAAUUCUCUUCCUGAUAUCUUGUCAGAUUUCUUUUGAUUUUUCGCACACAAAGAGCAGUGUGUUUCAGGUGUGCCCUAAAAUACAUCCACAGAUGUGCCUCUAAUUAACUCAAAUGUUGUCAAUAAACCUAUCAGAGGCUUCCAAAGACAUGAGAUUAUCAUCUUGACUUUCCCAAAUUGUUUAAAGGCAUAGUCAUCUUAGUGUAUGUAAACUUUUGACUCUUGAGAAAGUAAUUAAAAAAUGUCUAAAAAAUUCUCUCUCGCAUUAUUUUGCAUUUAGCAAAUAAAAAUAAUUUUGAUAAUCCUAAUUGAUCAAAAACAGGAAACAUUUAUUGUGAUUUAAUGUUAGACGGUGAGAAAAAAAAGGGUAUUUGCCUUUUUAUACAGUGUAUGUAAACUUCUUGUUUCAACUGUAUAUGGGUUUGUCUGAUCAUUCAGCUCUGUGGACUGUUAGUUUCGAGCUUUAAUGCAGCCUCAAGUCUUUUUUUUUUAAAGUUAAAUCACAGAAAAACUAAUAUCGUCAAAUUGUCCGCCCUCCUUUGUCAAACAGUUGUCUUUAACAGAUUGUUUUUGUUUACUCGUUCACACCAGCAGCUCUUCAGCCUGACUCUGUCGGAUCUGUGUCUGACUUGUUUUAUGUUUUAUACGCUUAUUGAUGUUUUUCUUUUGUCGCCAUGUCUCAUGAACAAAAAACGAUUUCACAGCACUCGGCAUCAACUGUCUUAUCUCCGCCUCUGUUCUCAGAAACUUAAAGCUGUGAACAAAAUCUGAACACCUGUGAAAAUAGACGAUUAAUGAUGGCAGGGGCUCUGCAGGUAGAAGAAAUAGCUCGAUAGAUAAGGAGCCUGCUUUGAAUAUUUUCUCCUUUAUGUGCAGUGAAGGAAUUCAAAACAACAGAGAAGCUUUUAUAAUGUGUUAUGUGUGUUUUGAAUGUUGAAAACCAUUGACGGAGACGGUAGACUAAGUACUUAUAGUGAAACAAAUGAAGGUUUUUGGACACCCAACAGGCUGACCUUGACUUCUUUACAUUUUUCUCAUUUGUUUUAUUUGAUCUUUUCUGUUUUUCUUUUUUUUUUUUUUCAGGUUGAGAAAACUUUAGGAAUCGAGGCAGCGAGAUCCACCAUCAUAAACGAAAUCCAGUACACCAUGGUGAACCACGGGAUGAGCAUAGACCGGCGUCACGUCAUGCUGCUGGCAGAUCUCAUGUCUUACAAGGUUUGACCUUUUAUAAAAAUAGACACCACCCUUCCACCUCCCUCUGUUGUAGAGAGAAGAAGCAGCUGGACGGUAGCUGUCAAUCACUUCCUCCCUCAGUCAGUGGUGCAUGAUGGUUAAGUCUGUUUGCAGGGUGGUUGGGGCACAGACAGCCCCAGACUGAUUUAUAAUAAGUGUGUAAUAUUUUACCCUCUGUGCAUGCUUGGUGAACCAGAAAAUGUCUCUUUGACUCUUUCAGUGGGUACAAAUGCCAGACAGUCCUUUAGUGGAUCUCUUUAUUCAAAAUAUCGACAACCAGACUUCUCAGAUAGAGGGAAUUGUAUGCAAGGGCCUGCCUUAAGUUUCAGAGAAAUUACAGGAAACUUCUAAAAAAAAGAUUUUGACAUAAAUUAGCUUGAGAAGAACUGUAGACACCAUGUCCCAGUUCCAGUUUGUAAGGAUGCCUAGCCCAGGUUCACACUUUAAAGAGUGGAAGGUCCACACGAACGGUCAGUUUGACAAGCUUUACUGGUUGUAGAUCUGGGUUACAGCUUCAUCAUGCAACAAGUGUAACAAAGACUGGUCUGAGACUGUUCAAGUAUAUAUAGUCGUCCACAUUUCCAAGCAUUCUGCCGGCAUUUAGUUGACCCUAAGAAGAGUCCAUGUAGGGUAAGAACAAAGGACAACAUAUGGAGAGCCCGUAUACGGUAGCCUGGCUGGGCCAUCCAGUUGCGUGAAUCACUUGCCGUUCCUUCCCACAACAGUCUUGACUUUGACCAAUUGGGAGCGUGUAUUAGAAAUCAGAAAAUAACCGGGCCAAUCAGUGACUGUGUUUCCACUGUUCCCCGGACAACAGUGAAAGGCAGCCCCUGAUUGGUCCAUGUGUAGAUGGUGACGUCUAACACAUGCUGCGGGACUUUUCAAAGCGCUGUUUAUUCAGAACGCCGUUAAUUCUGCAGUUGACUUUGCAAAGUCGGCAGAAAUCAUUUAGACAUUGUUUGCUCGCACACGUUGAAAUAUUACCAAACCUUUACUUGAUGCUUGAGACCCCAGCAGGGAACACAGUUGUGCACUGUGAUGACGUCAGAUGUUUGGUUACGGUGAUUGGUUACAGUAGUCUGUCUAUCAAGGAAAGUACUCCCGCCCACUUUUAGGGCUCCCAAUUGGCCAAAGUCCAGACUGUUGUGGGAAGGAACGGCAAGUGAUUCACGCAACUGGAUGGCCCAGCCAGGCUACAUAUACGGGAAUACCAUUGCAUGACAUAUUUUGGGAACCUGAGUGAUGUCAAAAAUUUGUACAAGGUUUUUUGUUGAGGAUGGUUGUCGGAGGCCCCCGGCUCCAGCAAUCUAACACCAACGUAUCCAUGGUAUCUGAGUUGCAUGGCUCCAGCGCCCUAAAGGCUGAUGGGAUUGGCUAAAGAAAAUUCUCCUAACACAGUUGGAUGUGUUUUUCUGUCACUUUUAGGGGGAGAUUCUCGGAAUCACCAGAUUCGGUUUGGCUAAAAUGAAGGAGAGUGUCCUCAUGCUGGCCUCUUUUGAGAAAACAGCUGAUCAUCUCUUCGACGCUGCAUACUUUGGUCAAAAAGACUCCGUCUGUGGUAAAUUUAUAUUUCACCUUUAACAGAAAAACGAACUCCUCUUUCUUUAUAUGAUCGGGUCUUAACAUGUUCUUGUGUUCUUGUCUCAGGUGUGUCCGAGUGCAUCAUUAUGGGGAUUCCUAUGAACAUAGGAACUGGACUGUUUAAGCUUCUACACAAGGCGGACAAGGAUCCUUCCCAAGUCACAAGGCCGCUCCUCUUCGACAACUCAGACUUUCACGUCCCUUUGAUUAGGUAGCACUGAGGACGGAGCGAGUUCAAGGUCAAAUUUUUCAGAAACAGAGACAUGACGAUCACCCUCAGAAAAUAAUGAAGUGCCUGCCAAAGUGUGCGAUGAAUUCCAUUUAGGGGAUCCAAGAGAAAAUUAAACCGGGAGCUUAUUUCUGCUGUAGCUGAUUUCAGAUCCUGACUAUUGGCUCAUGUUUGCAUGGAGAAGAUUGGAAAGAUGCUAUUUUUUCAUGUUGGAUCCAACUACCAUGAAGGACUAAUCUUUAGUACCUGAAACACAAACAUUUCUACAUUGAAUGACAGUAUGUGACCUUUGUUGUACAUAACUGCUAAUGCAAUCUUUUGUUUCCCCCAGAAUAGCACUAAAUGAAGAGUUUUUGAGAGUGUUUUUCAUCCACAACACAAUCCCAAUAUCUCUUAAUUAUGGAGCAGAUUUCUUUCGGUUUUGCUUCUUUUGUACUUAGUUAACAGUCAAUUUGCAGAAUCGACUGUUAACUAAGAAUUACAGCUUAAACUAGCCUUAACUCACUGAAAAACUCCCACCAGGUUAUGGGCUUUAGUUUGACUUUCCUUAGAAGAAUUUGCUUUGAAACUGGAUUUAAAUUGGCAAGGGUUCAUUCAGGCUGACAUAGAUCUUUCUUUAUGAAUCCACCAUGUUAUAAUUUAAUAAUGUAUUAUACUGUAAUAAAAGAAACCACCUGGUA